GUCCUCAAGGCGGCCACGGCGAUCUUGGAGAAAUUUGAGAGCAGCCAAGACAGCUCAACGAUGGCAUCGGCCCGUGACGUCUUGAAGAAUGCCAUGGACGAUCUCUUGCCAGACAUGCGCAAGGGGAGAGUGCUGGUCAUCGAGAUGAUGUUGGUGCGGCAGCUUUCCAAGGUGAAGGGCAAGGACAUUUCGAUCGACAGCAAGGACCCCUGCGUCGUGGACAUGGAGGGAUUGCUGACCAAGCAAACCAUUUUCCUUUCCAGCAAUCUGCUGGGAAUGACGUCCAAUGAUAUUCACCCAGCGUUGUGGCAAGCGGUACAGAAGUUUGCCAAGUGA
This is a messenger RNA of Symbiodinium necroappetens, 336 nucleotides long. NCBI's taxonomy places the organism in Eukaryota, Dinophyceae, Suessiales, Symbiodiniaceae. The record is from the annotation of a GenBank genome assembly.